AUGUCAACAAACCAGACAAUGGUGACUGAGUUCCUCCUGCUGGGCCUCUCUGAAACCUGGGAAGUCCAAAUCUUCUUAUUUGUUUUAUUCCUUCUCCUCUACAUGGCUACAUUAUUCACCAACAUCCUCAUCCUCUCAGCAAUUUUCAAGGAUCACCACCUUUCAGACUCACCCAUGUUCUUUCUUCUGGGUAACCUGGCUUUCCUGGACCUUUGCAUGUCUUCCUUUUCCACCCCAAAUCUCUUUGAUUUUCUUUCCGAAUACCAUGCCAUUUCCUUCCAUGGCUGCAUGGCACAAAUCUUCUUUCUCCAUCUCUUUGCAGGCAGUGAGAUGCUCCUGCUGAUAGCCAUGGCCUAUGACCGGUAUGUGGCCAUCGCCCAUCCUCUCCGUUAUACCUCACUUAUGAGCCGGUGGCAUUGCAUGGGGCUUGUGCUAGCCUCCUGGGCUGGUGGGCUCCUACAUGCCACUGUGCAAUUGGGUUUUAUCAUUAAUGCACCUUUCUGUGGGCCUAAUCAGGUGGACAGUUUCUUCUGUGACCUCCCCUUGAUCAUCACGUUGGCCUGCACUGACACCUACCCCCUGGAAGUCAUGAUGAUCACCAACAGUGGCAUUAUGUCACUGGUGACUUUUGUUGGCUUACUUCUCUCCUACGGAUUCAUUCUCUACACAAUCCGCUCUCGGGGGGCAUCUGAAAGGAGCACCAAGGCUGCUUCCACAUGUACCUCUCAUCUCAUUGUGGUCACCAUGUACUUUGGGCCCAUUAUGUUUAUUUACCUGCGUCCGUAUGCCCGGUUCAUGAUUGAUAAAGUGCUCUCUGUCUUCUACAUGUCUGUCACCCCCUUGCUGAACCCAACUAUCUAUGCUUUGAAGAACAAGGAGAUGAAGGCUGCCCUUGGAAAUCUGUUGGCAAGGCUUUCUGGGCAGGUUUCCACUCAUUGA
Molecule: messenger RNA, 939 nt
Organism: Podarcis muralis (Common wall lizard)
Lineage: Eukaryota; Metazoa; Chordata; Lepidosauria; Squamata; Lacertidae
Product: olfactory receptor 4K3-like
Biological process (GO): G protein-coupled receptor signaling pathway
Cellular component (GO): membrane
Molecular function (GO): olfactory receptor activity; G protein-coupled receptor activity
Source: RefSeq, a predicted model, not a curated record